GCGUACGCAGGCCCCCACUGCCACAAAUUAUGACGUUGGCUCUCCCACUUUGGGGAGACCAUAGGCGGGCACCCCUCCUAAGUGCAAUGGAGGCCACCAACCCAGGCCAUGGGCCUUCUUGAUCACCCAUAGACCCCGUCCAGGUAAGUAUGGAGUAAGUUCCCUCCCCCUCCUAUUUUCUACUCUCUCCCCUCUCCCCAUUCUCCUUCCCUCCGUCGAUGUGGGACUCAAUCCAAUCUUACAAGUCCCAACAACAACAACCGACUCAAACUCUAAAUCCUAAACCCGCACAAAAAAAAGCACAAAGCACACAGUCUCACAGUCUACUAUUUGCUGAAGAAGCUUGAAAUUGAUGAGGGGACUGCUCAAAUCCUUCACUAGGGUUGGAGGAGGUGUUAGGGGUUAUAGCUCGGCGAGGAAGGACCUUCGGAUUGAGGGGGUUAAGCAUGCCAUUGCUGUCGCUUCUGGUAAAGGCGGUGUGGGAAAGUCCACCACUGCAGUUAAUCUGGCUGUUGCACUUGCUAACAAGUGCCAGAUGAAGGUUGGCUUGCUUGAUGCUGACAUAUAUGGACCAAAUGUUCCCAUAAUGAUGAAGCUCGACAGAAAGCCAGAAGUGACUGACGAUAAAAAAAUGAUUCCAAUCGAGAGCUAUGGAGUCAAGUGUAUGUCAAUGGGACUUCUUGUGGAUAAGGAUGCCCCACUUGUUUGGAGAGGUCCUAUGGUAUCAAGCGCUCUUGAAAAAAUGACUAGGGGGGUUAACUGGGGAAAUCUUGAUAUUCUUGUGGUAGAUAUGCCUCCUGGCACUGGUGAUGCUCAUAUAACCCAAAGGCUGCAAUUAUCAGGUGCAUUGAUUGUUUCAACGCCUCAAGAUGUAGCAUUAAUGGAUGCCCGUAGAGGAAUUAACAUGUUCUCUAAAGUCGAAGUUCCUAUUUUGGGAAUUGUAGAGAACAUGAGCUAUUUUAAGUGUCCACACUGUGCCGAAUGUUCGUUCAUUUUUGGGGAAGGAGGAUCUCGUAAGACGGCAACUGAGAUGGAUUUGGACUUUGUUGGCGAGAUACCGUUGGAAGUAGGGAUCAGAAAGGGCUCCGACAAUGGCGUGCCAAUAGUAAUAUCAGCUCCUGAUUCUGAUGUCUCGAAGGCAUAUGUGGAUGUGGCUCGGAAAGUUGUAGACAGAUUGGCAAAGGAAGAACAAUCCCGUCCACAGAUUUCCCUUUAAUCACGUCCACAGAUUCCCUUGUUCAUGCCUUUAUAAUCUUUCCUGAGCAUUGUCAUAGAGUUCUAUUAAUCCCUCGAAUGAGUACCGCGGCUGUAUAAAACUGAAUUUAUUCGAAACAGAAGAACAAAAUUAUCAGAAAACUCGUACCAUCGGAUUCUAAUUGAUUAGAACAUUUUCUGAUAAUCUGAAACCUGUAUUGAGCAGAGCUACCGGAAAUUGAAGUGUUGAACCAUUUUUCAUCUC
Malus domestica (apple) is the source of this 1459-nucleotide messenger RNA. RefSeq names its product iron-sulfur protein required for NADH dehydrogenase, mitochondrial-like. Gene Ontology annotation, cellular component: mitochondrion. NCBI's taxonomy places the organism in Eukaryota, Viridiplantae, Streptophyta, Magnoliopsida, Rosales, Rosaceae. Gene Ontology annotation, biological process: mitochondrial respiratory chain complex I assembly; iron-sulfur cluster assembly. The record is from RefSeq and is a predicted model, not a curated record. Gene Ontology annotation, molecular function: ATP-dependent FeS chaperone activity; 4 iron, 4 sulfur cluster binding; ATP binding.